AUGGAGAUGUCUAUAGAGAGUUGGUUCAACCUGCACUACUACGGGUUCGGGCAUGGUGAGGAAUUCGACUACUACGAUGAGGAGGAGGAAAGCGAAGAGGAUGAGAUUGAGGUGCAGGAACCGAUCGUGGAGGUAGACGAUCGCGAGUUUCCCUUUCAUGAUGAUGUGUUUUACAUCAACCUGAAGGGACCUCGCGUUCGCACCGGAUUUGACAAUCUUCCAAUGGAGAUCCUGCUGAACAUAUUUCGCUUUCUCAACUCGGUAGAUCGCGACUCGGCGGCCCUCGCCUGUAAACGUUGGUUCGAUGCGAUGGGCUAUCGGGAGUUUCUCGAUGAGGUGUGCUUCCACUUUGAGGAAGUGAGCAUCUGCGAUGGUACACAUCCGAUCGCUCUGUUCUUGCGCAGCUUCCGGCACUUUUCCAACAUCAAGCUCACACGGGUCCAUUUCAACGGGUACAGCGAGUUCUGGGAUGUGUUCGGGGAGUACAUCCGCGAGAUCACGUUCUGCAACUGCAUCACGCUGACGAAGUCCAAGCUGACGAUGAUACUGAAACGAUUGCCCUUCCUGGAGUGUCUAGCGCUGGAGGAAGCGGACGAGUUCUUCAAAACGUGGACACCGGUCGAGAUGAAGCGGAUCGAGCCGGUGUGUCGUUGUUUGCGCAAGCUGGCACUGCGCAAGAGCAACGCGUUCACGGUGGAACAUCUCCACUAUCUUGUCGCGAUGGGACCCAACAUAAGUGCGCUGGAAAUAUCCAAAUGUCUCAAGCAGAUUGAUGCACCGACGCGGGUGAAAAUACUCACCACCAUACUGGCGAUCAUGAAGAUGCGCAAAAAGAAGCUACAGUCGGUCGACUUCAGCUACACUAUGUACGACGAUCUAUUUCUGAAGCAGUUUGCGGAGAUCGACAACAUGUCGCUAAGCCAGAUGAGCUUGUCGUUUUUUGAACGGGCACCGAUUAAGGAUCCGGGCAUCAUUGACAUACUGCGCUGCCAGUCGGCCAUCGUCCAUCUGGAUCUGUCCUCGUUCCUGAACCUCACCGAUUUUGCGCUGAUCGAAAUUUCCACCUCACUCCGGUUGCUGAAAACGCUCAAGCUGAACGGAUGCUGGCUACUGACCGACUUUGGUGUCGAAUCGAUCUACCAGCUGGACCGGUUGCAGGUGCUCGAUCUUUCCGACUGUGAUAAGAUCAGUGAUCGCGGUUUCAUGAAGGCAAUCGUAGACCGACGGCGGGAUGGUAUGAGCCAACUGUAUCUGAGUAUGCUGCCCGGGUUGACGGACAGUGUGAUUCUGAAGAUUUGCCUAACGCUGCUCAAUCUCACCGUGAUCGAUUUCUGCGGUUCGGAUUGCAUGAACGACACAUCGGUACAGUUUCUCUUCUGCUACCUUAAGUGUCUACGAACUCUGCGACUAAACGGAUGCGUUAAGAUAUCUGAUGCAGGCCUAACCGGGGAGGAUCUUCCAGUGGCGGUGAUCGAAAUCUGGGACACACAGUCGACGUUCUCGAUCAGCGAACUGCGCAGUCUGCAGGAGCUUCAGCUGUCCGGGUGCUUCAAAGUGACCAACUUCACGCUGACACAUUCAUUCCGAUUUCGAGAGUUGCGUGAACUUAACCUAGCCCACUGCGUGCAGAUUUCUGAGCCAGGUAUCGAAGCAAUGUCCCUCAAUUGUCCUGCACUGGAGCAAAUAGAUUUGAGUGACUGCUUCCACGUUAAUGACCGCUGUGUAGAGGCGCUUGCGAAAAAUCUUUUAAGGCUUCGUUCGUUGAAGCUUGUCCGACUGCCUCUAAUAACGGGUGCGAGCGUGGAUGCGCUUGUGCAGUAUGCGAAAGUGAUCCGAUAUUUGUACAUACGCAGCUGCAACAAAAUACCGAAGGAUGCACCGGAACGGUUGAGGAAAAUAGCCACCUUACGUAAUAUACCCAAGUGUUAG
Anopheles marshallii is the source of this 1929-nucleotide messenger RNA. RefSeq lists its product as uncharacterized. Gene Ontology annotation, cellular component: SCF ubiquitin ligase complex. Gene Ontology annotation, molecular function: protein binding. The coding region runs from base 1 to 1929 and encodes 642 amino acids. The record is from RefSeq and is a predicted model, not a curated record. Gene Ontology annotation, biological process: SCF-dependent proteasomal ubiquitin-dependent protein catabolic process. The transcript has 4 exons. NCBI's taxonomy places the organism in Eukaryota, Metazoa, Arthropoda, Insecta, Diptera, Culicidae.